GUCGACGGCUGCGCACAGGUGACACAAGCUGGAAGCGAAUCGAAUAGAAGACGCUAGGCAGCGAUCGUACAGCAGUUAGUCUGUGGAAGUUAUUCGAACCGUUAAGUGGUGUGCUAACCAGCCAAAAAGUGCCUAGUGUAACGAGCAGGCGAGCAAUCAGAAAAAUUGAAAAAAAACCCUCAAAUCAAAAUUUUUAUGAAAAGUGCUGAGCAGUGUUUCAAUUUAACGACUAUUGACUGGCAAUUGCUGCUGCAAUACGAGUAAAUAAAGUUAAAUAAAUAAAUAUUUUAUAAAACACAAUUUGCGCUGCAGUUGUUGUUGUAGUGUAGCGUAGGGCUUGGCGGUUAGUGCUGUGCGGUGUACGAACUGAUUCUUGCAAAAUUAUCGGUGUUUUAAAGGAACUGUCAGUGAUUUGACGAAAACUCGUAUACAUAUGUAUGUGUACAAAAUAGCUUGAAAUUUUGUUUGAAAACUGCAUUUUAAGAAAUUGAAAGUUUGGCAAAAAAGAAACACUUAAGUUUUUUGCACAAUAUUUUAACUAUUUCACGGUGUCGGAUUGUACAACGCGCUGCAGUUUAAACACAACGGAGAGUCGUUUGGUCGUAAAUUUAGCAAGAUAUUUCCGUUGUGUACUGAAUUUUCCGGAAGUCUCUCACUUAAAGAAGCAACUAUUUAAACCUUAAUUAACUGUAAUAACCAAAGCAGUUAGCGAAAAUGUCAGCUGUACGCAUGAACGAUACGAAUACGAUUGUUGAUCGUAUGGUCAACUUUCUGGUGGAGCACGAGGAUAUGCGCACGAAGAGCUGGUUCCUGUCGAAUGCGCCCGGUCCGCUCUUCAUGAUCUUGGCUGGUUACUUGUAUUUCUGUUUGUAUGCGGGACCGCGUUACAUGCGCGAUCGCAAGCCGUUCGAGUUGAAGAACACACUGUUGGUGUACAAUGCGGUGCAGGUGCUCUUCAGUUGGGUGCUAUUCUAUGAGGGUUACAAAGCCGGCUGGGGUGGACACUACAAUUUCCGUUGCCAACCCGUCACCUAUUCGACAGAUCCGAUUUCCAUGAGGAUGGCGCGCGCUGUUUGGUUGUACUACAUUGCCAAACUCACUGAAUUGCUCGAUACCGUAUUCUUCGUUUUGCGCAAGAAGCAAAGGCAAAUCUCCUUCCUGCAUCUGUAUCAUCACACCCUGAUGCCCGUUUGCGCCUUCGUGGGCGUUAAAUAUUUCGCCGGCGGCCACGGCACACUACUCGGCUUCAUUAACUCCUUCAUACAUAUCAUUAUGUACGCCUACUACUUGCUCUCUGCCAUGGGUCCCAAGGUACAGAAGUACUUGUGGUGGAAGAAAUACAUUACCAUUCUGCAAAUCAUUCAAUUCCUGAUCAUCUUCGUGCACACUCUACAAAUCCAAUUCCAACCAAGCUGCAAUUUCCCCAAAUCCAUUGCUGCUCUAUUGACCUUCAAUGCCGGUCUCUUCACCUACAUGUUCAGCUCGUUCUAUAUUAAGAACUACAACAAGGAGGCCGCACAAAAGGCGAAGGCGGAUGCUGCUGCUGUCAAACAGGAUUGAGCUACUUUUCUCAUCUCUUUUGCUGUUCUCUAUAUUUAUUUCAAUACUUUUGGCACUUUUCUGUGUUCUGCUGACUUUGGACACGGGACAAUUUAUACGAACUCAAUGCGAUCAAGUGUGUUGGUCAUGCGACAGUUUCGAGUGCCUCACUCAAGCGCCGCAGGAGUGUCUUCAUCGCUCUUGGAAAAACAUUUCGCCUAAGCCAAUUGAUUCAUGCUUUUGUUAUUGCACAUAAAUAUUGUGGAGUUGAAAUUUAUAAACAAAUUUUGAAAGGGUAGUUAAUCUAGCUUUGUAGAUAGUAGACUUGUACGCCCCCCCAAUGUACAUACAUACAAACAUACAUAUAUAAUAUGUAUAUUUAGUUAACAAUUAAUUUUUUUUAAUUGUAGUCAUAAGUGUAAAUUGUAAUUGCAAUUACUUGCGGUAUAAGUAAUUUGAAAAUAUAUAUAUUUAAGUUAUAGAACGAUCGUUGCGCUUUUGCCACGAGUCCAUAAUGCGAUAUUUGUUGUCGUACAAUUUUAUGAAGUGCAAUCGAACCAAAUAUUUUGAUUUAGUUUAAUUAGGUUAUGUGUAAAAUAUAUGUAAUCAAUGCUUGAUUUUUAUAUAUGUAUAUCCUUAACGACACACACACACACACAUACUACUUUCAUAAUGAUGAUUAUGUAAAUGUUUUUAAAUUCCUGCCUAUAAAUACAUAUGUACAUCUAUAUGCGUCUACUGUAACAGAACAGCACCAAAUAACUAAAAAAAAAAUUAUUAAAAAAAUUAAUUUUUAGUUUUUAUUUCUGUUCUGUUACAUUAGCCAUGUAUAACGAGAAAAAAUAGUUUUAAAAUUAUAUUAAUGUUUGAAUGAAAUUGAAUUCUUUUUGGAAUCUUUAACACUUCAUCAUAAAAACACAUAAACAUACAUAUGUACAAAAGUAAAUUAAGCAUAUAUAUAAAUAUAUGUGCGUGCUAUAGCUUUCCUGGUGCAUUAUGUAGUAUGUGCACCAGUCGGCUUGAUUUUUUACUAUGUUUGUAUAUACCUGGUAAUCGAAAACGAAUAAAUGUUUUUAGACAUGAA
Molecule: messenger RNA, 2623 nt
Organism: Zeugodacus cucurbitae (melon fly)
Lineage: Eukaryota; Metazoa; Arthropoda; Insecta; Diptera; Tephritidae
Product: elongation of very long chain fatty acids protein AAEL008004
Exons: 7
Coding region: 715-1560 (281 amino acids)
Biological process (GO): sphingolipid biosynthetic process; fatty acid elongation, saturated fatty acid; fatty acid elongation, monounsaturated fatty acid
Cellular component (GO): endoplasmic reticulum membrane
Molecular function (GO): fatty acid elongase activity
Source: RefSeq, a predicted model, not a curated record